UCACUUGUCAGGUUUUACCUUGUAAACUGAACUGUUGACACAGUAGUCCUCGUUCAACGAAUCUGUGGUAACUGCAACUGGCUGAUCAGGGGUGUCUGGUGACUGGUUAUACGGAAAGCAUACUGACACUGUACAUAAUUGUAUCGCGUCCGCGUAGAGGUCGAUCCUCACUGCGCCAUGCUGAUUUACCGAGACACUGUCAACGCGUGGAACGGCGUGGACGUCGAGGUGGACGGCGGCCAGCUGCAGCACGGCAACGUCAUCGGCGUGGUGGAGAAGGGCCUGCUCAUUGAUUUCCAGUGUGGUAAUCAGCGCUCGCAGUUUGUGGAGUACGAGCGCAACAUUUUCCACUACAGCGAGUACGAGCGCGCGCCCGUGCAGUGCCCGACAGCGCGUGCGCAGGUGCUAUCGCGGCGGCAGUUACAAACCGACGGGCCGUGGCUGUGGUACGAGGCCAGCGUCAUCCCCAAUGUGUGCACGUCGUACGACAACGAUGCGCUGUUCGUGGAGCUGCAGUUGCCGCAGGGCGUGGGCACCGUCCACGAGCUGCUCCCGUUUCAGCAGGUGCGCGCACCGCCCACGGACGCCCAUCUUAACAAGCGGCGCGUGGAGAAAGGCCAGUUUGUGCAGCGCUGCUGCCCGCUGCCGACCGCCUUCUGGUCAGCUGCAAUGCCGCAGCUCGGGACUGUUUUCAACAGGGAACUGGGCGAGCGACACAGGGUAGUGUUCGUCGCUCGACUGAAGCAGACUCUGCUUUAUCUACAGAGGGCCUAUAACAAAGACCAACUGGACGCUGAGAAACUGGAGAAGGUAUGCCAGCUGGCGACCAAUGCAGCGGAAGGCAGUGGCACCACUUCCCGUUUGCCGGCGGUGCGCGCCCAGCCGAUGAUGGCGAUGACCGAUCAUGUUGGCAGCGGGAGCGGGUCCGGUGGCCGCAAACGGCGCCGAGGGGUGGAUAGCGGGGCCGGGUGUCUGCAGUUGCCGGCGGAAGUGCUGCUGGAGGUCUUCCGCACGCUGGACUCCAUCGAGCGCGUCCGCUGUCGGCGUACCUGCGGACUGUGGAACGGCCUGCUCACCACGGAGGCCCACUUCCCGGAGGUGCGCGUGUCGGGGGAAAUUGAGGAUUACGGGGAUCAAGGGGUGUUCGGUGAGGAGAGCAUGUACUGGGCGAUGGCCUGCAUCCUCAAGUGUCUCCACCGUCGCACCAAGGCGCUGGUCAUCAGCAACCGACAGCUUGGCGGCUAUGCGCAGCUCUUUGAAGCGGUGCAGCACCGACUGCAGAACGGCCGUCGUCUGCCGCUGGUGGUCUUCUUUGGCUGUGUUUUCGGCUGCGACCGACUGAGUCUGCCGGACAUGAUGGAGCUGGAGGCUGGCGUGGUCAGGAAGUGCCCGGGUCAGCGCGUGGUGUGGAAGGAAUGCCGGCUGUUUGACGGGUUUCUGCAGGCCGCGAUUGCCUAUCACGAAUUCGACGUCCAGGGCCAGUCGGCCGAGCAGAUGGAGAUGCAGCUGUGGGAUGUGUUCGAGGGCAAUCUGGUUGUGGAGGAGCCGCUGGAUUUGCCGGCCCUACAGGCCAUGAUCGCUGCGGCCCACCCUCCCGCGGGGAUCUGCCAGUUGAGUGCGAAGCGCGUCUUCAUAUUGGGGCAGGGUCAAUACCAGGAUGCAGAUCCCCGCCCGACCACCACGCACUACCGCGACUGGCACUGGAGGCUGGACGCCAUGGCCGGUGUGGAUGUGCGCAAGCUGACUAAGCUGACGGCGGCCUUCCUGGCCAAAGUGUACAGCGAUCCGCAGUCCGAUGAGUGGGACGGGUAAUCGCCGGAUGCCGACUCUCUUGACCUUUGGCUGGCGCAGCUGUUUACCCAGAUGGAAUGCUGUGCCGGCGGAGUACAGUAUGAUCCUCUUUUGCAGCUGAAUUCCUGCUUAGUGUCGCGGAUAAGCGUUUGUUUUUGCUUCUUGUGGAUCAGUUAUUUUUGGCUGGUGUCACUGUUUCCUCUAUAGACGAUUAAUUCCCUUUCCUGCUAUGGUAAUUUCAUUUUUCUCAGAUUGUUUCCUGCUUGUAAACGUUACGGACUUGUGUCGCCGCCUCA
Molecule: messenger RNA, 2087 nt
Organism: Paramacrobiotus metropolitanus
Lineage: Eukaryota; Metazoa; Tardigrada; Eutardigrada; Parachela; Macrobiotidae
Exons: 3
Coding region: 178-1812 (544 amino acids)
Molecular function (GO): protein binding
Source: RefSeq, a predicted model, not a curated record